Molecule: messenger RNA, 1669 nt
Organism: Salvia hispanica
Lineage: Eukaryota; Viridiplantae; Streptophyta; Magnoliopsida; Lamiales; Lamiaceae
Product: AT-rich interactive domain-containing protein 6-like
Biological process (GO): regulation of transcription by RNA polymerase II
Cellular component (GO): nucleus
Molecular function (GO): DNA binding
Source: RefSeq, a predicted model, not a curated record
UACAUUUCGAUAACAACCAAAACGCAAGGUUAGGGAUUAGGGUUUCGCAGCAAUUGGGGAUUUUUGGUUGGAAUCCCAUAAUUCAAUUCCAGCACUACCCUCCUCAUGGAAGACAACCGAGAAGCAGACCAGGAUGCACACGGCGACGUUGCUGCUUCGGCCGAGCAGCAGUCCCAAAACGUUGACAACCAAACACUGAAUGAUGUGGAAGUUGACGAUAACCUAAUUAAGCCCGCAGACGGGGAGAAUUCUGCUGCAAGUUUGAGCCAGAACGCCCAACCUUCGUCAGAACUACAACCAGAAGCAAAGGAUGAUAAAUGCCAAGAGGAAUUGAACGUUGAGGUGGCAGAGAAUGGACAUGGGGAAGCGGACGAGGAAGAUGAAGAGGGAGGGAGGCGGCAAGAAUUGAUGGUUAUCACCCAGGACCAAAAGGGGGAACUAAAUGAAAAUGGCGCCAUCAUGGAAAUAGAAGGGUUACAGGGGGAUGCUAUGGAGGAGUUGAAGACCGAGCCUGAUACUAAAGCUUCUUCCAGAUCUUUCCUGUUAGAUGCUGAUGAUGUUACAGGAGAUGAAUCUGGAACUGAGGAGGAGCAAGCUGCUUUUAUGAAGGAACUUGAAACUUUCCAUAAAGAAAGAUGCCUGGACUUCAAGCCUCCCAAAUUCUAUCAAGAGCCUUUAAAUUGCCUCAAGUUGUGGAGAGCAGUGAUCAGACUCGGUGGUUAUGAACAGGUCACUUCAUUGAAGCUGUGGAGACAAGUUGGAGAAUCCUUUAAACCCCCAAAGACUUGUACCACUGUGUCCUGGACGUUUCGAGGUUUUUAUGAGAAGGCACUGUUAGAAUAUGAAAAGAAUAAAAUGCGCUGUGGCGAGCUGCCUUUUACUGAUGCUACUAUAUCGGACCCUGCUGCUGGAAGUCAGGUAGAUCAAAUUCAUGCCCCAGGAUCAGGUAGAGCAAGAAGGGAUGCUGCGGCUCGUGCCAUGCAGGGAUGGCACUCUCAGCGUCUUCUUGGUAAUGGUGAGGUUGGAGAUCCCAUCAUUAAGGAUAAGAAUCCAAUAACGACACCAAAGCGUGAAAAACAAUUAAGGAAUAUUGGCUUCCUAAAGCGCAAGGGGUCAUCUCCCGUUGAGCAUGCUGUCAAAGUUGCACGCACGGCUUCAAAAUCACAAUUGGAAAUAAUGGUGGUAGAUGUUGGGGUUCCUGCUGAUUGGGUGAAGGUGAAUGUGCAGAGAAUGAAAGACUGUUAUGAAGUAUAUGCCUUAGUUCCUGGGCUUCUUCGAGAAGAGGUGCGCGUACAGUCUGAUCCUGCAGGACGUUUAGUUAUAUCAGGGCAACCAGAGCAACAGGACAAUCCUUGGGGUGUUACACCAUUCAAAAAGGUGGUUAGCUUGCCUACUAGAAUUGAUCCUCAUCAGACAUCAGCUGUGGUGACUUUGCAUGGGCAGCUAUUUGUGCGUGUACCAUUCGAGCAGUCAGAUAUGUAGAGGCACCCUAUGAGAGAUGGGCUUGAAAAUAGUUGUGUAAGGUUUAAUUAUGUUGAAUAUUCAGACUGGUAGCUGUAGUGGUAGUGGUAGUGGUAGUGCACCUUGUAAAUGAGGGUUGACGUGCUUCCUCUCUUUUGGAUUCUAUACUGAAGCGGAUUACUUAGGUAAUCACGAAGUCUUUUUUUCA